CCUGAAGAACUUCUACCAGAUCAUGGGCAUUGCACAUCCAACGGCAACGAUUGAGGUUCGGCGACCAAGAUCGAACGAGGAGCUGCCACCAGAAGUUCGGACCGAUCCGAGUGACAAUCUCCCUGCUGAUAUAAGGAAUACCCUCGUCAGGCGAAACGGCUACCAUUAUUCGCUAGUGACCAUCGACCGAGUGCCAGGAAUUCGUCUGGGUCUCUCAAUCAAAACAAGGGACAAUCGAGUGUUCGUCUCUGAUGUGAAACCCGACUCGAUGUGCUCGCCUCAUCUCAAAGUCUUCGACCAUAUCGUCUACGUGAGCGGGGUUCGUGUGACGCAAGCUGACGUAGCGCAAACGCUGUUGGUAAAGAGCAUGAAAGAGACCGGCCGCGUCGACCUGGUCAUUGGCCGUCCUACUUCCCGUCCGGCGAUUGCUGCUGCAAUGAUCACCUUGGCGCAAGAAGAUGCUCAUGAUCCGCCUUCUGUCAGGCUGAAUGUGGAUGUGCAGCAAGUGAUGCGGCAGCAGGUGUCUUUUCUUUAUUUGAUAACAAAACUUCAUUUCUAACUUUUUUCUUUUCUCUAGAUCUUGAGUAUGGCAGCCUUGGCGCAAUUCCAGCCUCCGGCCGUGCUUCGUAAUGGUCCCACACCGCCUCAACCGAACAGCCGUCGCAUCACCUUCACUGGAAACAACGAGAUCGUCCCGAUCCAGAGUGAUAAUGUUGGCCGCCAGCUGCGCCGAGUGACGACAGGAAUUCCGAAUUCCCCAAUACGGCAGAGGUAGAGAAUAGCGCAAUGGAUGAAGAUGCUCUUCUAAACAGCUGUAAUUGCUAGGAUAUAUCCCAUAAACUCACAUAUUUCCUCAUAUUACUCUUGUAUGUAUUUUUCUCUAAUAUUUGCCACUUGUGAUAUUGUUCUAUUUGCCAUUUGUGAUAUUGUUGCUUUUGUAUGUACAUAGUAUUUGUUUGUUUGUAAUAUAUAAUGUGAAUAAAAGAUGUAAUAAAAGUUUUGCUCGUAUUUCAAUUUUGAUCAUACUCGAAUUUCUAGAACAACAUCCACUCCAUUUUUGCCUAGUAACUCCUCCAUUCCCUUC
Molecule: messenger RNA, 1084 nt
Organism: Meloidogyne enterolobii
Lineage: Eukaryota; Metazoa; Nematoda; Chromadorea; Rhabditida; Meloidogynidae
Source: the annotation of a GenBank genome assembly